UCCGCCACACCGCCGGCAGCACCCGUCCGAAUGGCAGCACGCUGACAUGGGGAACGAACACGGCAAGGAGAUCGACCACAGCGACCAUGACGGCGAGUACGGCCACUUCAGCCGGGUGACGCGGCGACAGGUGCGCUUCUUCGUGCGCGCCGACAGCACGGCCGCCGUGGCGCUCACCUCCGGCGAUCACGUGACCGAUGAUCUGUACGAGGUGCACUUGGGGACGGACGGCAACUCGCGGUGUUUUAUCAGCCGCAACGGCGACGAGGUGGCGUCGUGCGACACGCCCGACAUACUGGAUGGCGGGGAGCUGCGCGGCUUCUGGGUCCGCUGGAAGCCGCACCACGGCCGCCUGCUGGUGGGCCGCGACGGCGAGCGCUUCCCCUUCAUGACGCACACAGACGACGCGCUGCUGCCCAUCACCCACUACGCCAUCCGCAUUGAGACCGGAGGCAGCGGCAGCUGGAACUUCCCGGAUGAGGACGAGUUCAGCACCUCGUCCUCGUCCUCGUCUAGCGACGAAGACGCCGCGGAGAUCAAGACGAACUCAGAGCCACGCUUCCGUAACCCGGCGCGCUGGAAGUGGGCGCGGGACGGCCACGUGCCGGACCACGGCGUUGUCUCCGGCGAGGGCAACGAGGGCACCGAGUUCGUGGGCCGCGCCUACCACGACGGAGCGCUCUGCAUCGGUCGCAUCGUGCACGACCACAAGACCUGCUACAUCCCCUACUACGGCGAGGAAGUGGCCAUCGACACGUAUCAGGCGCUGGUGAAGACCAACGAGCGGCUGGAGUGGGUGGACGCCAGCGACGGCGAAGUACCGCGCGGCGCGCUACAAGGCGGCUACAACAAGGACAGCCAGCCACUGUUCGUGGCACGUGCCGAACACGAUGGAAACUGGUGCUGUGGACAUCUGAACCCGGACCACGGCACGGUGUACGUGCCGUACGGCGGCCAGGAGCACUCGCACCACCAGUACCAGGUCCUGUGCGCCACCACCGUCAACCUGCGCUGACCCGCCGGCUGACCCGGCGACCGGGCUGGCCGGCCGUGACGUCGGCCCGCCUGGCGCCGGAGCACUGCCCGGGUCGGCGCUCUGUUUGCCGCCCACGAAGGUCGCUGACGCCGGAAGCGCCCUGGCCAUGAAUGAAAUAGAAUAUAAAUAGGAUGACGAA
Messenger RNA from Pollicipes pollicipes, 1175 nucleotides. RefSeq names its product natterin-3. Lineage: Eukaryota; Metazoa; Arthropoda; Thecostraca; Pollicipedomorpha; Pollicipedidae. The record is from RefSeq and is a predicted model, not a curated record. Bases 47 to 1015 code for a protein of 322 amino acids. The transcript is spliced from 6 exons.